AAUCUUAACAGUUGUGUUCGCCGGAGUGAUUUAUAAAGAACGUUCUUCCUUCGUGAUAAUUUUUGUAUUUCUUUUCUCCUUGUUUGAUGGUUAAUAUUUUCAUGCCACGGUAAAAAAUUAUCGAAACGUGGAAGGUUAACGUACUAUGAACCGUCUGGAUGAUCCUCCAGGUCUCAUGAAAGGCAGAAAACCAUCUUUUAUCGGAAUGAACGGAGGUACGGAAACAGACGACCAACAGCGUCUAAGGUUCCAAGUUGAACUGGAAUUCGUUCAGUGUCUUGCAAAUCCAAAUUAUUUAAACUUUUUAGCACAACGUGGUUAUUUUAAGGAUACCACAUUUAUAAACUACCUCAAGUAUCUUCUCUAUUGGAAAGAGCCAGAAUAUGCUAAAUAUUUGAGAUACCCCAUGUGUUUGUACUUCUUAGACUUAUUGCAAUACGAACACUUUAGAAGAGAAGUCGUCAACUCACAAUGCACCAAGUUUAUAGACGAUCAACAGAUUUUACUUUGGCAACAUUAUACUAGACGUAGGACAAGACUUUUACAGACUGCAGCGGAGCAGACCCAACAUGUCAAUCCACAAAAUAAUGGUAUUGUACAACCUAAAGUUCCUUGAAAGAGAGCCAUGUCUGGUAAUAAAAAAACUUAACAAUAUACAUUUUAGAAGAUAUGACUUAGAAAUAUUUCUUUGUAUUGUAAUUUCUUUUAUGGACUGUUUUGUUAAUCAUGUUGCCAAACUGUGAUAUAUUUCGAAUAAAAUACUUAUCUGCAUUUAA
Molecule: messenger RNA, 776 nt
Organism: Vespa crabro (European hornet)
Lineage: Eukaryota; Metazoa; Arthropoda; Insecta; Hymenoptera; Vespidae
Gene: MED31
Product: mediator of RNA polymerase II transcription subunit 31
Exons: 3
Coding region: 146-616 (156 amino acids)
Biological process (GO): regulation of transcription by RNA polymerase II
Cellular component (GO): mediator complex; core mediator complex
Molecular function (GO): transcription coregulator activity
Source: RefSeq, a predicted model, not a curated record